Molecule: messenger RNA, 1122 nt
Organism: Colius striatus (speckled mousebird)
Lineage: Eukaryota; Metazoa; Chordata; Aves; Coliiformes; Coliidae
Gene: NPSR1
Product: neuropeptide S receptor 1
Exons: 9
Coding region: 1-1122 (373 amino acids)
Biological process (GO): positive regulation of release of sequestered calcium ion into cytosol; neuropeptide signaling pathway
Cellular component (GO): membrane; cytoplasm
Molecular function (GO): neuropeptide receptor activity; vasopressin receptor activity
Source: RefSeq, a predicted model, not a curated record
AUGGAGGCUGGCUCCACAGAAGCCAGCAGCAGCUCCCAGGGAGGUACCGGCUGGCUGGAUCUUACCCUUGUCACCUGCACUGAAACGGUGACUUUCACUGAAGUGGUGGCAGAAGAGGAGUGGGGAUCCUUUUACUACUCUUUUAAGACAGAGCAGCUGGUGACUUUGUGGAUCCUCUUUAUUGUCACAAUUGCUGGAAAUGCCAUCGUGCUCUUCUCUACCUGGAGGAGGAAGAGGAAAUCUCGAAUGACCUUCUUCGUCACACAGUUGGCAAUCACAGAUUCGUUCACAGGACUCAUAAAUAUAAUGACUGACAUCAUUUGGCGUUACACUGGAGAUUUCAUGGCUCCUGAUAUUGUUUGCAGAGUCGUUCGCUACUUCCAGGUGGUCCUUCUAUACGCCUCGACUUACGUCCUUGUGUCACUAAGCAUAGACCGGUAUCAUGCCAUAGUUUACCCAAUGAAGUUCUUGCAAGGAGAAAGACAGGCGAAAGUUCUCAUUGGAGUGGCCUGGAGCCUCUCUUUCCUGUUUUCCAUACCGACUCUGAUUAUUUUUGGGAAACGGCAGCUCUCCAAUGGGGAAGUGCAGUGCUGGGCUCUCUGGCCUGAUGACUCCUACUGGAUACCCUACAUGACAGUGGUGGCUUUCUUGGUCUACUUCAUUCCUCUGAUCAUCAUCAGCAUCAUAUACUCAAUUGUGAUUCGAACCAUCUGGAUGAAAAGCAAAGCUCAGGCUGUCAUCAUAUCCAGCUGCCCUGGUGGCAAAACCUCUGCUGGCUACACCAGUCGUGGGUUCAUAUCCAGGGCGAAAGUGAAAGCAAUCAAGUACAGCAUCGUAAUUAUCCUUGCAUUUGUUCUCUGCUGGAGCCCUUACUUUCUUUUUGAUAUCCUGGACAACUUCAACAUACUCCCUGAGACCAAAGAGCGUUUCUAUGCAUCCGUGAUCAUUCAGAACUUGCCAGCCUUGAACAGUGCCAUCAACCCCCUCAUCUACUGCCUCUUCAGCAACAGCCUCUGCCCUCCUUUCAGGGAAAGAAGAACUCGAAGGCUGGGAGGCACUUUUCGGGAUAGGAGUGAUGGAGGGCAGGAGAUGCAGGUCCUGUCCAAACCCGAAUACAUCUAG